Messenger RNA from Polyodon spathula (Mississippi paddlefish), 3590 nucleotides. RefSeq names its product orexigenic neuropeptide QRFP-like. The record is from RefSeq and is a predicted model, not a curated record. NCBI's taxonomy places the organism in Eukaryota, Metazoa, Chordata, Actinopteri, Acipenseriformes, Polyodontidae. The coding region runs from base 1921 to 2373 and encodes 150 amino acids. Gene Ontology annotation, molecular function: orexigenic neuropeptide QRFP receptor binding. The transcript is spliced from 2 exons.
CUGCUCAGAACGCACAGGAAUUGCAGUACAGUCUAAUGUAACAGUUCAUUUAGCCCCCCCCAAAAUCAUCUCUUAAAUAAGUUGAUUAUCAGCUUCAGAAAGAUAAUGACUAUAUUGUUGUAUUAUGCUUCACACUGAUUGGCUGUUAUUUAUUUUUUUAGUUUUUAAACCGCAGGUUAGCUCAGAUUUCCUUUUUUUCUCCUCUGCUUGUGAAAUGAGUGCUGCCGAUUGGAAUUGAGAGAGAGGCAGCACUGCCUAACGCAGGCAGGCGCCACGAUGGCUUCCCCGGACAUCCUGCAAACGAGCGCGCCUCAGUGCCCCACGGCUGCCUCUCUCAAGCAGACGCUGCCUGUUGAAUUGGGGGUUGAUGUGGAGAGCUCCAACACCAUCGCACUUGUGACCCAGUAAGCCUUACUCAGCACACCCAGGCCUCCAGACAUGAAACACAUUCACCACUGGUGUCUGCUGGUCAGAGCUGCUAGUUUUCAACUGGUCGUGAUGAUUCAGGAGACUCUGCGCUGGUUAAACUGGUCCAGUAAAAUCCCUUUGUAAAGUCCUAAAGUCAACUGUAGUCUUCACUUAUAAACUGCUCCUUUUGCUGUAAACCCCAUCUGGGAUUGGGUAUACUGUGCCUGCUGGGUGCCCAAUAAAAGGCCAGUAAAUAUUUGUACCAAUUCCCAAUACUAAACUGGUCAAACCGCUCACUGCCAUCACAUCCCAUUUUCUGCAAGGUAGUGAUGGGAACUCAUCACAGGCUUAUUCAGUAAACAACGCAGCACAUGCAGUAACAUUCAAAAGCAAUUGUUUCCGCCUAGAGCUAGAGACAGACUGGUAAUGAAUUAGAAACCUGUGCCCAGAACAAUCAAAUGCAAGGUGAUGCAAGUCGCCCUUCGACCCAGCAGCCAGAACGGACCGAUCCCCGUUCCCUGCUGGGCUCACUCUCCCCUCGUCCUCCUCCAAGCAGACGCUCCGGCAUGCCAUCCUUUGAAAUAAAAGUAAUCCAAUCCCAGUCGACAUUCAAUGACAGUACCUAGAGCAUGGGUCCAAGCCUGGUCCUGCUGAGCUGCUGGUUUUCAUUUCAACCAAUCUCUGUUACUUCAUUGAACCAGUUACUGGCUCAAUCAGUCAAGAUUAACAGGAGUUCCACAUGCUGGAUAGCGGCCCCGAGGACCAGGGCUGGAGACCCCUGACCUAGAGUAUACCUUUACAGGGGGUGGGAUAAUCAGGGUUAUCUUUCUGCUAGAGAACAUACAGUGAAUUAUGUUGAAACGACAUUAAGAGAUGGGUGAUAUUUGCUGGAGCAGUUGCACAACAGACAACUAACCAAUCAUGUCUUCUGUAGGAAUACAUCAUUUUUAAAGUUCUGUAAAUCUGCACAUGUCACAAACAUCUCUCCUUAUAAACAAUACGUAAUAAAAAAAGAAUCCAAGGUAACCAGUCGCAGACAACAGGCUUCCCAGGUCAUCCACGGGGUGCACUGGCAAUGCAGACUAAUUUACCUGAGCUGGGAUGAAAAGAACCGGCUUCAUUGGCACAGGAUCGCUCCAUUCACUCUUCCAGGCACCCGGGAUACCGACACACGGGUCUGCAUUGUAAUGGCACAGUAAUUGCUACAGGCUGAUCGCUUCUGGUAUUUAAGUGCUUUGUUAUCUAUUCUCUUCAUUCGUUACUCUGGUCGUCCGUUUAAAAGGGAUCACAGGCACUGGAAUGCCCAUUAUAUCCAAACAAUCCGUCUGACACACGGAAAGCCCUCCACCAUCACAGGCGUUUGGUCACCGCUUUGAUUAACAUCGGGUUAUAUAAACUUCGCGCUGCAGGGACCCUGCACCAUGAAACAAACUGUACGGAGAAGCAACUGAGAAAAAGCUGCCAAGCCGAUUACUUGACGAUCUUUCUCCAACACUCAAGAACUUGCGCAGGAUGAAGGGUGCUUGCCCCCUGUCUAUCCUGCUGCUCCUGGAGCUGGGCAGCUGUUUGCUUGACCGUACAAGUCUCAAGGAUGGAGUGGUUUUGGAAGACCUGCAGCGCCUGAACGCACAGCCCAAGGGCGCCCCCUUCUGGCUGAAAGCAGAAGUGGUCCGGGAGAAGAAAUCGGAUGAUCUGAAUUCGCUGGUGAGCGUCGCGAAGGAGCUCCAGGGCUACGGCAAGGAGCGGGCCGGAUUCCACUUUCGGUUCGGGAGGGGAGACGACGAGGAGGAGGAGGAGGAGGAUAUGCAGUGGAGGGAAGAAGAUGAGCUACCGGGAAGUGUCAGGAAGCGGGAAGCACCCGAGCUACUCCGGUUGAUUCUGAACCCUGUCCAAAGACGAGCUGGCGAGCUGGAGUCUCUAUCCGACGAACUGAGCGGGUAUCGCUUUCGAUUCUGGAGGAAAUGACCCAGACUGCGUCUCCUAUCGCAGCAGAAAAUAACAUUAGCAGCUAAAAAUUAGAAUACAAAUGUUUUAUUUAAAAUUGCACUUUUUGUUUUGUUUAAAUGUGUUUUGUUUGAAACUCGUAUUGAUCAAAGUUUUGUCAAAAAGCUUGCAGCAUUGCAUAUUUUUUUUUACACAAUGCGAGUUAAAUUGUACCAUAAACAUUGCAGGUCAUUUGACUAGUUGAUGGAUCUACCAGCCUGGGAAGAGUAUGUGGGCUGUUGAUAAAUUAAAGUUGGCAGGUAGCCGCUGUACACCCCGGGCUGUAGUUGCUCAUUAAAGUUUUUUGGCCAUGUUCUGCAAAAGCUACGCUAACAGAUUAAACAUUUCACUCGCUUUGAGAAGCUGCCCUGUUACUUUCUGGCUUGCAUUGUACUGUUGCAACAUCAACUAGCAACGAAUGGCACACUGAACAGCAGUGAUUUGUUUUGCUCGAUUCUGCAGGCAGUUAUGUUUCGUCAUUUUCAAAUGUGACUUCAUUGACCAAUACACAGAACUCGAGUUCCCCAUUCCCCACCAGGUUUCUGGCAGUGUGGUAUCCACAGCGGUAAACGCGCUACCAAAUAAUUCCAUAAAUCUCACGGAACCCCGUCCCUCUGAUCCUGUAGGUAAUCAGAUGUGCAGUUUUGAAAGAAACACACGCUUUUUUAUUGUAAAACAUUGCUGUUACUAGAGGAGAUAAAAGAAGCGUCUGUUUGCAAGCGGUGCUUUUACACACUGCUGCUCGAUUCAGAAGGCAGCCCAAGGAUCGUCCAGCAACCACGGUGCAGUUUUGCAGGUUAGUGCGUUACACCGCCAGGGAGUUUCAGGGUGUUAGUAAAUGUCCUUCUAUUUAGAGGCGCUGCUGUUUUCUGCCGCUCAGCUGUUUCGCAACACCUAUUAGCAAAUGUGUAGCUUUUGGACUGCAACAUUCACAUCGCUAUGCAAAGAGGAACUGUUUCCAGCGCGUUAUACAGCAACUCGUGUUUCAUCACUUUAAUAAAACAGCACGAAGCUCGGUUUCCCUUCUCUCUUUCUAACACUAGUAUGGCAAAUUAGUACGUGUGUGUGUGUGUGUAACUAAUUUGUAAUUGAGAAAACACACACUCACAAACUACAAAUUCAAAUACAGUGUACAAACCUCUGGAGGUAUAGGAAAUACAGAAUUCCAGAGCAAAAAAAAAACUAAAACAGUCAGGGUU